Messenger RNA from Kazachstania africana CBS 2517, 1122 nucleotides. RefSeq lists its product as uncharacterized. The record is from RefSeq and is a predicted model, not a curated record. Gene Ontology annotation, biological process: positive regulation of transcription from RNA polymerase II promoter by glucose. NCBI's taxonomy places the organism in Eukaryota, Fungi, Ascomycota, Saccharomycetes, Saccharomycetales, Saccharomycetaceae. Gene Ontology annotation, cellular component: nucleus. Gene Ontology annotation, molecular function: sequence-specific DNA binding. The coding region runs from base 1 to 1122 and encodes 373 amino acids. The transcript has a single exon.
AUGGCAGAAAGACACAAGCCGCUAGCAAUUACUUCAGUGGAGGCGCAGACUGCAGCCCAAAUGAUUACGCCGCAAAGGAUUUCCAGUAUCUUGGAGACAAAUGGACCCAUGGCAAUUAGAUUUAUUACGCAACGAUUAUCGGAAGAUGUACCUUAUUUCAAGGAUUUAUCCACUUCAAAACAGAGACGUUUGAUAAUGCAUUGCAUGGAAUUGGGUGACGAGCCCAAUUCUAUGAUAUUCGAGAAGAUUGGUUGGGGUCAAUGGUCAAUAAAGAAAGUGAACCCUGAAGAUUUUUCACGAGAACGUAGUGAAAUGAACAAGUUGAACUUGAAAGUAAGAGAUAGCGGAGUGGAACAUGAGACUAGGAAGAAGGGCAACACGGUGAGUAAGAAAAAGACGCUACAUUCUCCGUCACAUUCUCCCUUGCAGCGGCCAGUUGUGCCCCACGUCAUUUACAUUGACGAAAAUGCACUUGCCUCAGAUGGUGAAUCCGAGUACGAAUCUGAUUUGGAAGACGAUAUACAUCAAGUCAAGAAUGAAUCUAAUGGUAUCUACACGUUCAAUAGAAGAAAAUCGAGUGUUGUCUACGAUGAGGCCUCUUCUCAGUUUCUCGAAAAGGGAUUGAUAGCUGAAAAGAUGAGACCCUUGAUGAAAAAUCGAAGUCGUCGUUCAAGUUCUAAGACCAGAACAAGACUGCCCAGGAUUAUAUACAACGAUAAGCAACCUGUGGCCAUCAAUGACUCAGACAUUGUUUCUACCAAGGAAUCACGGUCUUUCAGUGAGCCGAUUUCUAGAAGAUCAUCAUCAGGGUUGUCAUUUACCAAAGAAUCCGGCAUACGUUCCACAUUGUUUUCGGACCAUUCUGUCAAUAACAGCAACAAUGGAGCCAUUUUCAGAUCCCCACAGAUUGUCUACCAAAAUUUAGACCUAUCCAUGUCAGAUAACGAAAUGAAACCAGCUGUCGUUACAACACCCUCGGACACCGAAGACGAAGACUGGGAAGACAUGGGACCAGCUCAACUGAGACGACAACAGGAUCUACAGGUCACUGACGCUGCCAAUGCCCUGCUGAGUCUCAACCAUUCAACUAACAAUAAUAACGCUGGCAAUAAUAACCGAUAA